Messenger RNA from Kwoniella botswanensis, 2391 nucleotides. RefSeq lists its product as uncharacterized. The record is from RefSeq and is a predicted model, not a curated record. Gene Ontology annotation, cellular component: mitochondrion; glycerol-3-phosphate dehydrogenase (FAD) complex. Lineage: Eukaryota; Fungi; Basidiomycota; Tremellomycetes; Tremellales; Cryptococcaceae. Gene Ontology annotation, molecular function: calcium ion binding; glycerol-3-phosphate dehydrogenase (quinone) activity. Bases 1 to 2391 code for a protein of 796 amino acids. Gene Ontology annotation, biological process: glycerol-3-phosphate metabolic process. The transcript has 7 exons.
AUGUAUCGAGGUCGAUCAUUCAUGCCCGGAAGAAGGGCACUUGUCCUCUCCACCGCCACUGUAGCUGUCGGAUCAGCUUAUCUCCUCGCUCGACCUGCUUAUGCCGAUUCCAACCCUGUCCCAGUCUACAAGAAAAGACCUGGACCAUUAUGGUCACCCCCCUCGCGAGCUCAGAUGCUCGAACAUCUCCGUACAUCCGGUGUCUACGUACAUCGAACUUCAGACGGUGCACCUGAACCCGGAGCCGUGUUGAAGAAGGAUGAGGCUGAAUCAGAAGGCGAAGAUGUGUUUGAUCUGUUGAUUGUAGGUGGAGGUGCUACAGGUGCUGGUACAGCUUUAGACGCCGCUAGUAGAGGGUUGAAAGUCGCUUGUGUGGAAAGAGACGAUUUCGCAAGUGGUACUUCAUCAAAAUCAACUAAAUUGGUACACGGUGGUGUACGAUAUUUGCAAAAAGCAAUCUUCGAAUUAGAUUAUGAACAAUGGAAAUUGGUCAAGGAAGCUUUGAAGGAAAGAAGAGUUUUCUUGGAAACUGCUCCUCAUCUUUCUAGCAUGCUUCCUAUCCUCUUACCCAUUUACACAUGGUGGCAACUCCCUUACUACUACGCUGGAUGUAAGCUCUACGAUAUCCUCGCUGGUAAGGAGAAUAUGGAAAGUGCAUACUGGAUGGGUAAAGGUAAAGCCAUGGAGGCCUUCCCAAUGUUGAAAUCUGAUGGUUUGGUUGGUGGUGUCGUCUACUAUGAUGGUCAACACAACGAUUCCCGAAUGAACAUUUCCCUCGUUAUGACCGCUGUGCAGCACGGUGCUAUCAUGGCCAACCACGUCGAGGUCACUGCUCUUCACAAGCGACCGGACCCAUCACGAGGUGGUGAGGAGAGAAUCUACGCUGCCUCAGUCAAAGAUCGAAUGACCGGUGAGGAAUGGAAAGUCCGAUGUCGAGGUGUCAUCAAUGCUACUGGGCCAUUCAGUGAUGGUGUACGAAAACUUGAUGAACCAACUACCAAAGAGAUCGUCGCUCCUUCCGCCGGUGUACACAUCACUCUCCCCAACUAUUACGGCCCCAAGACUAUGGGUCUCUUGGAUCCCGCUACCUCGGAUGGCCGAGUUAUCUUCUUCUUACCAUGGCAAGGAAAUGUCAUUGCCGGUACCACCGAUUCCCCCACCACUGUCUCUCAGAAUCCCGUUCCUGCUGAGAAGGAGAUUCAAUGGAUCCUUGACGAAGUUAGGAACUAUCUGUCACCCGAUGUCAAGGUCAGACGAGGUGAUGUUCUUUCCGCCUGGUCAGGUAUCAGACCUUUGGUCAUGGACCCUGCUGCCAAGAACACUCAAUCGCUCGUCAGAAACCACAUGAUCAACAUCAGUAAAGGUGGUUUAUUGACCAUUGCUGGUGGUAAAUGGACAACUUACCGAGCGAUGGCUGAGGAAACCGUUGACGCUGCUGUCAAGGAAUACGGCCUCAAACCCAACGGCCCAAGUACGACUGAACACAUCAAGCUUGUCGGUGGUCACGCAUGGAGCAAAACCAUGUACAUCAAGCUUAUCCAGCAAUUCGGUCUUGAGACUGAGGUCGCCAAGCACUUGUCCGAAUCCUAUGGUGACCGAGCUUGGACCGUUGCAUCCAUGGCUGCUACCACUGGCUUGUCAUGGCCUCUUCACGGUGUCCGAUUCUCACCUUUAUACCCAUACAUUGAAGCUGAAGCUCGAUACGCUGUCCGAUGCGAAUACGCUUUGACCGCCGUCGACUUCAUCGCCCGAAGAACCAGAAUGUCCUUCUUGAACGUUCAAGUCACUUUGGAAACGUUACCUCGAGUGAUCGAUAUCAUGGGUGAAGAACUGGGCUGGGAUAGAGCAAAGAAAGAAACUGAAUUCGAUAAUGCCGUUGAAUUUUUGAAAUCUAUGGGAUUACCUGAACAAGCUACAAAGAUCAAACUCGCAGAUGUAGCUAAAUCUCACGGUAAUAUCGGUACUCUCGGUUUGGCCAAUAGUGAAGAUGCCAAAUUAUACGCUAGAGCUCAAUUCACACCUGACGAAGUUAGUAACUUGAAGAGACAAUUCGAGGAAUUUGACUUUGACCACGACCAACAUAUCACCAAAGACGAUCUUAUCCACGCUAUGACCAACAUGGGCUAUGACGCAUCCACCGAAUUGGCUGAUAGUAUCUUGAGAGAAGUCGAUUUCGGUAGGAAAGGAUUCGUCGAUUUCCAAGAUUACCUUGAUAUCGCCGCUGGUCUCAAAGAACUUUCACUUGAAUCCGCUUUCACCCACUUGGCUCAAUUAGAUUCAUCUCGAAAGAUCGGUGAAAAGGCUCAGAUCGGUCCUCAUGCUGAUGAUGCCAGCUCGCAGAGGGAUACAAGAAGAAAGAUCCCAGUCGAGAGAUCAGGUGGUGGUACAUAA